AUGCUCAAAUUGCAUUCUUUGUCUAUCUGUGAUUGGCCAACCCUUCGGAGAUAUGCCGCCCAAUCGAAUUUCCAGAAAAUUCAGCUCAACUUAGAUGUAAACGGUAGUGGCGUGCAAGGGCUUUCUAGAAUUCCUAGGGGCGUUCUACUCAAUCAACGCCGGCGGGUGAUACUGAGAGUGGCUAGCGCAGAGCGGCCGGAGCGAAUCGACGGCGGUGAAUUAGCUGAUGAGGAAGUUCAAAGUGGCAAUCAAUCAUUGGGGGAGGGCAAUUUAGAUGAGGAGCAGAGGGAAAAAACAAGUCAGUUAAGGAAAAGGAUUAUAUUUGGACUGGGCAUUGGAGUUUUAGUUGGUGGAGUAGUAUUAGCUGGAGAGUGGGUUUUCACAGUGGCCCUUUCCGCAGCAGUGUUUGCUGGUUCCAGGGAGUACUUUGAGCUGGUAAGAAGUCGCGGCAUUGCUUCUGGAAUGACUCCUCCUCCUCGAUUUGUUUCACGAGCUUGUUCUGUUAUCUGUUGUGUUAUGCCUCUGCUCACACUAUACUUUGGGCAUAUUGAUGUAUCUGUGACAUCUGCGGCCUUCUUUGUUGCUACGGCGCUCCUUCUGCAGAGGGGAAAUCCUCGUUUUUCUCAACUUAGUAGUACCAUGUUUGGACUUUUCUAUUGCGGCUAUCUUCCUUGUUUCUGGGUUAAGCUGCGGUGUGGUUUAGCAGUUCCUGCAUUGAAUACGAGAUUUGCAUCAUCUUGGCCUCUCCUUCUUGGUGGCAACACUAUGUGGACAGUAGGUCUUGUGGCCACCUUGAUCUCACUUAGCAGUAUUAUUGCAGCAGAUACAUUUGCAUUUAUUGGUGGCAAGGCCUUUGGCCGGACACCACUUACUGCAGUCAGCCCGAAAAAGACAUGGGAGGGAGCUCUUGUUGGAUUAGGUGGUUGUAUUGCGACUUCUGUUUUAUUGGCCAAGGUCUUUUGCUGGCCUACUUGUACACUGAGUGCUGUAGCUUUUGGGUUUCUAAACUUCUUUGGAUCCCUGUUUGGUGAUCUUACCGAGUCCAUGAUCAAGCGAGAUGCAGGUGUCAAGGAUUCUGGAUCUCUCAUACCGGGACAUGGAGGGAUACUGGAUCGGGUCGACAGCUACAUUUUCACAGGAGCACUUGCUCACUCUUUCGUGAAAACAUUUCUACCACUCUAUGGAAUAUGAUUGGGUGAAUAAUAUGCAAGUCGGUUAUAUCGAGAUGCCAAACGUGCUCAACUUCAUAAUGCCAGCAGCUCUGGAGCUAUCAAAGCAAGAAAGGGAACAAAUCCACCAGGUGCUUCCAGCAUGCAAGUAUGAUUUCCUUCCAAAAUAAUUAAUUUUAUCAUAAAAUAGAUCAUUACAUGCCCCAAAUCUAGGGUUUCUUCCAAAAUGAUAAUUGACCAGUAGCUUCAUAGAGUAUUAUUCUUCAUUUGGAGUUUUAAAUAAGCUGAAAUUCUUGAGCUGCACAUGAGUUUGAGUUUGGCAGGAAAUCAUUUUCAACCCUUGAAUCAUUACUAUAUACAACAGUUGAUAUUGAUGUAUAGCUAAAAACAUGUUAACCUAUGCCUAUCUAGAGAGGGAUUGGCCAUACUUGCAAACU
This is a messenger RNA of Salvia hispanica, 1606 nucleotides long. RefSeq names its product phosphatidate cytidylyltransferase 4, chloroplastic-like. Gene Ontology annotation, molecular function: transferase activity, transferring phosphorus-containing groups. The record is from RefSeq and is a predicted model, not a curated record. NCBI's taxonomy places the organism in Eukaryota, Viridiplantae, Streptophyta, Magnoliopsida, Lamiales, Lamiaceae. Gene Ontology annotation, cellular component: membrane.